GACAAUAAAUUUUCAUCUCUGGUGAAAAAUUAAAGAAAAUAUUGGGAAAAAAGUGAUGAAUUACUGGAAAUCACCCAACAAACGACGGUGCAUAGCUGGGGGCAAAGGAAAAUAAUAUUUGCCGGAGCCAUAACGUGGCGGAUCGGUCGAAAUAAUUGGUUUUAAUUGGAAAUUCUCUGCAUUUGGCCCCACAUGGAUGGUUGGGAUGGUGGAGCAUUCGCGAAGGAAAAUUAUCCAACCGUGAUUUGCCAGAAUAAAUGUGCUGAGAGAGACUUGCAGGAAAUUGUCGAUGAAAAUGGGAAAUUUGCGAAAUUCUAACGAACGAAUUUGUGGAAAACGGCAAUAACUUUGUGUUUCUUUCUUUUUUUUGGCUGAAUGGAAAGGAAAGCAGCCGUUGGUGGACUUUUUGUUGUGAUUGUUGCAAGUUGAUGUGAAAAUCUUCCAUGAUCUCUCCAAUUUUCUGAAAUAAAAAAUAGAGAAAAAAUUCAAUUCAAUUCUCUGGAAAGGCAGAAAGAAAUAGAGAAAAAAAUAAAUAAAGAAAAAUAUGUGGAAAUUAUUAGUUUUACUGAAGAAAACUUGUGUUCUUUUUUAAAAAUAAAAUAAAAAAUAUAUAUAUAUAAAAAAAUCAUAAUUCUUCAUAAUAAAUUAAAAUAUAUAUAUAUGUAAGCAAGUUUAAUAAUAAAAAAAUAAUCUAAUAAAAAUAUAUAUCUCUAAAAUAUGGGCCGCAUCUUAUAAGAAAAAUCCUUAAAGUGGUUAAAAUAAUAAUAAAAAAUAGUUUUUAAGGCUUCAAGCUAAUAAGAAAAAAAAGAAAGAAGAAAAAAUAUUUAAGUGUAAGAAAAUUUGUUUUUUUCUGGAAAAAUAAUUUUCUAAAUGUAAAAAAAAUCAUAAAAAAUAAUAUAUAAUAUUAUUGCCCAAAUAAUUAUAUAAAUAAAAAAUACAUCAGUGCAAAUAGAGAAAAAAAUCAAUUUUUAAUCUAAAGGCAAGUGGAAAAAAGCAGAGCAAAAAAUUAAUAAAAAAUAAAGAUUAUUAAAAAAAUGUGUUGAAAAGUUGUUGGCCGCUGCACAUUUUAUAAGGCUCGUGUAAAAAGUCCAACUCACAGCCUAAACGACCCGACCGCCCACUCGCCGCAAGAUCAGCAAGAACUCUUUAACUCCCUAUCAUCUCCAUAACGCCACACACACACAUAGAGAAGGGAGAGAGGAGAGAAGGGAGAAAUAACAUUGCGAAUUUUGUUCUUGCUACGAUGCCAAUGAUGCAGCUCGAUCGUUCAGGAAUAGAAUAGAACCCCCACCCAAAAAACAACAACAAAAACAAAAAUUAUUUCUAUGAAUUUCGGCAUGAAAUGGAAGCAGCCAUACGUUCAUCAGUACAGGUUGGUGGUCCUCAGCCGCCACCUAAUGGUGGUCAAAGUCAACAGCAGCAACAACAACAACAGCAACAUCAACAGCAGCAGCAGCAACAACAGCAGCAGCAACAACAGCAGCAGCAUCAACAUCAUCAGCAUCAACAACAACUUCAUCUUCAUCAUCAUUUACAACAACAACAGCAGCAGCAACAGCAACAACAGCAAAAACAAUCUGUUGAUAAUGGACCAACGUCCCAACAACAGCAGCAGCAACAACAACAGCCACAACCACCCUCACAUCUUUCACAGCAACAGUCUCAGCAGCAACAACAACAACAGCAGCAACAAGCUGCCGCAAAUAUGUCAACCUAUCAGCAACAGCAAAGGAUACCCGCUGGUGCAUCACCAAUUCAUAGGCCAAUUGCCGACGCCUCAGCAUCAUCGUAUACCCAGGGCGUCAGUGGAGGCCUGGGGCCUCCACAUCACAAAAGUAUGCAACAACACCAGCAAGAGUUAGAUGCUCAGAAAAUGCAACACCGCGACAAGCAUGUGCAGGAACGUAUGAAACAAUUGUUGGAAGAUCAGCAACGGCGACAGCAGCAGCAUCAGCAGCAACAACAUCAUCAGCAACAACAGCAUCAGCAACAGCAACAACACCAGCAGCAUCAACAGCACCAGCAACAACAGCACCAGCAACAACAGCAUCAUCAUCACCAACAGCAGCAACAGCAACAACAACAACAACAGCAGCAGCAGCAGCAACAACAACAGCUUCAACAAAAAUCCUCACGUUCGGCAGCUAGUCCAUUGUCACCGCCACGGCCUGGACCCGGUUCGCAAGCUGCUGCCAAUGCCUAUGCCCAAUACACCGAUGUCAAUGCUGUUCGCGAAGCCCCAAAUCGCUUCAUUCUGCAGAGUCCCUAUGGCCUUGGUCCGGGAGCUCAGUAUCGCGAUAGUCCAUACACUAGAAUAUCAACACUGCAAGCCGUGCAUUCGGAUUACCGCAUAUCAGGAGCCUUGGCCGCUGCAGGAGGCGUACCACCACCCGGCAGUACUGGCGUUGUUCAAGGUCUUACGCUACCUCCUGUUAGCAUUAGUGCAUCUCAUGGUCUGGAUACAUUGCAUUUUGCCCAUCCACCUGCGACUCAUCAAGGCGUGUCAACUGGGUCAACGCAAUUGCUUAGCAGUGCUCCGCCCAGUUCGGCGACUGGAUCAAAUUCGGGGUUGCCUGGUCCCAGUAGUUCACCACACAAUGCCAACAAUAUUUCAGCGGCGGGACAGCUGCAGCAACCUCCGCCGCCGGUGAGUGGUAGUGGGGGCAGCAUAAUGACUGGCGGUGGCAAACGCAUGGUCUUGUCCACUCUUCAUCGCCAGCAACCACAAUAUUCCAAUGCUGAUUAUCUUCUGGGUACUGCAGCUGCAGUAGCUGCCGCCAAUGCCAACGCCAUGACGGCCAAUCGAGGGCACGGUGGACAGCCUCAGGCUCCUCCACCAGACCCGGGCGGACAACAGCCCUACAAGAAGCUGAGACUGAGUGAUGUUACAAAAAGCAUUACUAAUUCUUCAAAUCACCUGCCACCUACAACACAUCAAGUACAGAAUGUCCAACAACAACAACAGCAACCACCUCCGCCUAGUCAACAACAACAUCAGCAGCAGCAACACCAGCAUACACAACAGCAACCUCCGCUGCCACAACAGCGUCAACCGUCACCGGCAGUGGGUCUGUCAGCAGCUCUGUUAGCAGCUCAGAGUGCUGCAGUUGCUGCGAACGCAAUGCGAUCCACUUCUACUGACCACGUUGGCCAUCCAUCGCUGCCUCCACACACGCAUUUAUCGGUAUUGCCGCCGACUCACCUAACCCCGCAACCUCCACAGCAGGUACCUUCUCAACAACAACAGCAGCAGCAUCAACAGCAACAACCUCCACUCCAACCUCAAGCGCCUGUGCCUGCCCCACCCUCAGCGUUAACAAUGCAACAACUGAAAGUGGAGACACAACAACUGCCUCCUCCUGCGACAGUGCCCACACCUCCAAUGAAUAGGGGAACACCAACUUCGCUGGCGAUAAAUACAGCAUUGAAUGUAAUAACAAAUUCCACCACAACAUUGGGAAGUAAGACAUCAUCGUCCGCUACAUCUGCGGCUGCUUCUGGUCCUACAUCAAACUUUUCAACCUCACCAUCAUUACCAGCUGCUGCAAGCGCCAGCACAAGUGCAACGACAAAUACCGCUCCCCUUACGUCAUCUUCGACGGAAGCUUAUCAUCCCCAAGUGGAGGCGAUAUCACCUACGCUGCCAGCCGACAAUGCCGAGGAUAGAGGACGCACUGCCAAAGAAGAUCUAUUGAUGCAAAUCCAAAAGGUGGACACAGAGAUCACCGGGGCCGAUAGCUCCUUGGAAUCACUGCGGAAGAAGGAGAAGAGCUUACUGGCCGCAGCCAAACAGAUACAGGAGAAGGCCGAGGCGGCAAGGAAAAAAGCUUUGGCCGAUGUCGAAGACGAUGCCGCCAAUUCGUGGCGUACCCAAACAUUGGCCCAAAAAAUCUACAUGGCGAACCGUAAAACGGCCGCCGCACAACAUUCCAUACUCGACAACUGUGGCGAACGCAACCUGUUACCGUUGUACAACCAGCCCUUAGAUGUAGAACAUCUGACGACUCUGCUGCAACGCCAUCAGACCACAAUAAAAGCCCCACUGCUGGAGUACAUACGCAAAAUAAAGCACGAUCGCCAUGUACACCGCACCAAGCUGGUGGACACAUAUGCCCAAAUGUCUGCCGAGUGGCAGAAGCGUGUAGACAAAUCGGAAGCGAGCGCCAAGCGCAAAGCUCGAGAAGCUAAAAAUCGGGAAUUUUUCGAAAAAGUCUUUACGGAAUUGCGCAAGCAGCGCGAGGACAAGGAACGAUUCAAUCGUGUCGGUUCGCGCAUUAAAUCCGAAGCAGACUACGAAGAAAUUAUGGACGGCCUGCAAGAGCAGGCUAUGGAAGUGAAGAAGAUGAGGUCGUACGCCAUUAUACCACCGAUUAUGUAUGAUGCUCAUCAGCGCAAAUUUGUCUAUCACAAUGAGAAUGGUCUCGUCGAAGACAUGGUGGCUGUGCACAAGGAGCGAGGCGCCUUGAAUGUCUGGACAACCGGUGAGAAGGAGAUUUUCAAAGAGAAAUUUCUGCAACACCCCAAAAACUUUGGGGCGAUAGCAGCCAGCCUGGACCGAAAAUCGGCCCAGGACUGUGUCCGUUACUACUACCUCAGCAAAAAGACCGAGAAUUACAAGCAGCUGUUGCGGAAAUCGCGACAGAGAACCAGAGCCUCAAAGACGCUGCAGAAGACACAACAGCAACAGACUCAGUGCAUCAUAGAUUCGCUGACGACAGGUGUUACAACGAGAUUGCAGAGAGAACAGCAGCAGAAGACCGGUGGGCGGUCAGCUGCUGCAGAAAGAGAGCGCGAGAGGGCUGAACGAGAAAAAGCAGCUGAGAAAGCAGCAGCAGAGGCGGCCAAAGCCGCAGCCAAGGCAGCAGCUUCUGCUGCAGCUGCCAAGAACGAGACAACAUCUAAUGUUGAAACAGUCUCCCAAGGCAUAGAUGCGGCGGACACAACCACCAGCGCAUCAACCUCGGUGAGAACGAAGAACAAAGGUUCGAGUUCAAGUUCGACGCCGGGUGGCAACAAAACGGCAACGACGACGACUUCAACAGACAAACCAUCAAGCGAAGCCGGGACGACCGAAACGAUGGCAUCCACUGGAACUGCAGCUAAAACGAAAGCAGCAUCUGCGGAAACGUCUGCUGAAGGCAAUGUGGAAGAUACAAAAGCAUCAGAGACGACAGGUGGAGUCCUAGCAAAAGAGGACAAGAAAACCGUGGAUACAGCGGCGUCCUCGAUAACGACGUCUGGUGGUGAUCAGAUUUCUGCUGUACCCAAGAAGCUCGAGGAUAGUGGGUCAGUUCCCACCACUACCACCAGCAACCCGCAAGUAUCGACGUCAUCUUCGACGACUGUUGUUACAACAAAUACAAAUUCAAAUCAUCCGCCCUUAUCAACGCCCAAUGGCAUCAAAACUUGUUAUGCUGUUGCAAUGGCAGCUCCAAGUGCUACAGCUACCCCAAUUUUGGCACCAACUGUACCAUCUUCCACAACAGCAACAGGAACAGCAGUUGUAGCGACGACAGGUAUCAACAACGAAGACAAACCGGCGUCAUCGUCCACAACUGGCAAUGACAAACUAUCCACGGGCAGCAGCAGUAAUGGUAAAAAUGCCGCAGCCGGAACGCCAAUGGAUGCUGCAAGCGUUGCCGCCGUCGCCACCAGCAAUAAAACAAGUACAUCCAAUAAUGUUACUACACCGACUACCUCAACAACGGCUGGCAAUUUCUUGGGCCAAAAGCUAAAAGUAGCACAGGUCGAAAGUCUUAUGGGUGCUGGUGCUGCAAGUGCCGCAUCAACAAACAAUGACUGCAACUCAGAUGUUAGUGAUCCCAAAAAGAAGCGUCUGGACUUGGACGGUUCUUCUGCAACAAGUUUAUCCAAAACACAAAACAAUGCUACCACCACCAACACCUCAAUCAUCAUUAAUCAGCAACAACAACAGCAACCUCUGUCUAAUGCUAGUAAUACAGCAGCAACAAGUAGCAAUCCUGCCAAUAACAAUAGCAAUGCCAAUAAAAACAACAAUGCAAAUGAUAUCGCCUUGGGUUCCGGGCCUGCAUGUCAUACCGUUAAUCUAUUAGGUACGGCAGCGCAGGCAGCAGCUGCAGCCUCAUCAACCAAAUCGUCAAAUCUUACGACUCCAAUCCACGGUGGUGCAGCGUUGACACAUUCCGUCGCAACCUCAAAUUCCUCCACCGCAAAUAGCAACAACAACAAUACAACCAAUGCAUUAUCAUCAUUAUCGAAUGCUGGCGGUGUAACGACCACAAUAUCAUUGGUGGGCGGCGAUGUGAAUGUCAUCGAUGGCAAAGAUAAACUCGCCACCUGUUUUGUUUGCAAAGCUGAAAAUUGUCCCCGUACUCGCCCACUUAAAAAGGGUCGUGGUCAACAGUAUGGCAUAUCCGAUGAUACUAUACCAGUUGGUGCACGUGUCUGCAAUACAUGUCAAUGCAAAUCGGUGCGCACUCGUUAUCCCAAUUGCCCCCUACCGACCUGUCCCAAUCCCAAAGAUCGUGCCAAACGUUUGCAUAAUAUACCAGCCCGCCUUUACGAACUGGCGCCGGAUGUCCGCGAUCCGAUUAUGCAAGAAUUCCAAAUACCUGCCCAAGCAACGCGUUGCUGUUCGGCUUGUCUGAUGCGGAUUCGUCGCAAAUUGGAUCCUCACAUAAAUCUAACGGACGAAGAACGACGUACAGAGGGCGAUGAAUCGGAUGUCAGUACGUCGUCGUGUGAUGAACGCGAACCAGGCGGUAGCGAUACUGCAUCUGUGGAGAGUCCGGAAAAUCCUCAGCGUCAUAAUUCGCUUGCCAAAGAUCUUGGGCAAAAGCCAUCUGCACAAAUGCUUGGCAGCGUGCAACCAGCAGCAACGGCUGCCGGAGGUAUAUCAACUGCCAGCUCGGCUGGUGGUAUUGGAAACAGUUCAAGCAAUCCAGACACUACCACGCCCACUGUAAGUGGUGGCGGCGGGAGUGGUGCUGUUAGUGCUAAUGCUGGUGUUGGUUCCCAAUCAGUAACAAUUAUCAAGUCGGAUGAACGUUUGCUGCCACCAUUGGGCCAUGCCCCCAAGAAACAAAAGACUUCCGAGGAAUAUGACUCCUCGGCCACAGAAACCGCCGAUGAAGAGAACGAAAAUUCUCCAGCCAAUCGUCAAAGUCCCAAAAUGAUAUUGAAUAACACGAAUAGUAGUAGUAGCAGCAGCAAUUCUGUUGUAGUCUCCUCUGCCACUGGACCAAGUGCAGUAAACCUGCAGGGCUUUCUCUUCUCAGUUAUUGAGCAUUCGUUCAAACAGAAAGGUCCACCUCCAUCUAAGCCAUCCAAUCAACCUCCGUCAAAUCAACUGCCUAAUUCUGCAAUGACUAAAGCUCAGCAGCCGCCUAUGCGUCUGUCCGUCGAUUCGUCGCCCAACAACAGAAUUCGUAAUGAUAUUUUAGGCGGAAGCUCUGCUAAUAACAAUUCAAAUAACAACAGUAGUAACAACAAUAGCAGCAACAAUUCCAAUUCCAAUAAUGAUGUAAUGCUAGUUAGAGAAUACCGCAACGACGGAUCCAUUAAACAUCAACCUCAGGCUCACGGUCAACCGAUAGUUGCCAGCGGCGGUGGCAUCGGCAAUGCCGAUAGUGGAUCGACUCUAAAUUCCGUACAAAACUUAAAUGUACGACAAUCACAAAAACAAGCGCCACAAUCUGCUGCAAAUGCUCCAGGCCAUCCAGAGAAUUUGGCCACCCUGUCAGUGGUGAACUCUUAUAUACCGGGUCAGCAUUUGAUGCCUCCAGGAGGUCCAGGUGGUCUAAUGCAUCACCAACAGCAUGACAUUAAGGCCACAAUUACUCCAGUACUAAAGUCAGGGAAAACAUCGACGCCGCCGCAUGUGGUGCCCGGCCCGCCUCCUGAUGCCAUUAUUUAUGCUACAUCUCGCAACAACGAACCGGAGCCACAAACAUUGGAUCUGUCUAUAAAGAAACCAUCACGGGAUGGUCCUUCUCCCCAUAACUCUUCGUCGCUAAAUGCGUCAUCGUCGUCCUCGUCUGCAACCGGCGUGGGUGGUGGCAGUGAGAGCGGCCUCUCGCGACAUCAACAGCCUCAAACAAAUACGGCAGUUAAACAUGUUGGCAACGCUCCCAGCAUAUAUCGUGGUUCCGAUCCCACUCCCCUCAUCGGAGCUCCGAACAAUCACGCGUACCUUUUUCAUCCUCACUCAGCGAGUGUCGGUGUGGGUAAGGUUCCACCACCGGGAUCUCUUUAUGUGUCACAAGUACCUGUCCCCAUUCCACCCACCAUACCAGUAAGUAGUGGUUCGGGACGUGGUGGCCCAACUUCUCAAGCACCGCCUUCUCAACCUCCGCCAUCGCAUAUGCAGUUGUCGAGUCAACACAGUAAAGGCGUGGGAGGCCUUAAUAAGAUGCCACCAAAAUUGAGUCCACAACUUAUACAUCCGCCCAGUUCUCACGGGCAGGCGCCGUCGCCUUCACAACAGCAACAACAACAAUUGUUGGUCGGUCCCAAGGGUUCGAUUACCCAUGGUACACCCGUCAGUAAUGCCGCUCAACAAAUCAUUGUGCACUCGGCCACUGCUGGAGCAACACUAAGUCCCAAGUUUGACAACUUGCUGCGUCAAACACCUCCAUCGGGCGCUGGUGGGCCAACAGAGAACAACAAACUUGGCUCCAUUACCCAGGGGACUCCCAUUCACUUGCCGGCCCCUUUGGACAGCAAGCGAGCUUACGAAUUUGCUUUCAAGCCGUCACAGAGACAAAGUCCAGCCCAGCAACAUCACCCACCACCGCCGCCGCAGUCGCAACAACAAUCGUCGCCACAGCCGCCACCACAAAACGCCUAUGCUGUUGGCAGCUAUUCGAGAGCACCCUACACCGUGGAACAGUCUCCGGUACUGAGCACCAGGCAGAUUGUUAUGCACGACUAUAUAACGUCACAGCAGAUGCAGGGACAGCAGCAACGCAGUGUGCCCAGGAGUGGUAGUGCUAAUUCGACGGGGGCCCCAGGAUCUGGAAAGGAAUCACCGUCGCCACGCAACAGCGGAAGCGGUCUAGUAUAUUAUGAUAAGGAUAGGGGCCGUACAGAGUACUCUAGCAGAGAAUCACCAGCAGAACACAGCAACAGUACUCCCAGUCCACAUCGUACUCCACCACCGCCUAGGCAAGGUGUUAUCCAACGCCAUAACACUGGCGGUUCUAAACCACCAUCACCUGCAGCACCACCCCAAGGUCGGAUGCAUGUUGUGAUGUCGCACAAUUAUCCGCCAGCCGGUCACGAUGCAUUCUCGUCAUUCGUUGAUCUGGCCGUACAGCAGCCACAAUUGCCAGUGCCCUCACAGAAAGAUGACAAGUCCUCGUCAUCGGCAACAUCGGUGACAUCGGGUCCGCCGCCACCGCCUUCAUCUUCGGGCCAGUCGCAGCAACCACCACCUCCCACACAUCACGAUGCCAUCCGCUAUCAAAUGAAUCGCGAACAACACAUAGCUGUCCUUCAUCACCAACAACAAGCCAUGGCUGUUGCAGCGGCCCAACAGCAGCAGGCUGCACAACAUCAGUACAGGCAGCAUGCUGAUAUGCAACGCCGCUACAUGGAACAGCAGGCGAAACGCGAUCGUGAUAUGCAAUUGAAGAGACAAGAACGCGACCGCAUAGAACGGAUGCACGCGGAACGGUUAGAUCGUGAGCAACGAGAUCGUGAAAGAGAACGCGAGCAACGAGAUCGUGAAAGAGAACGCGAGCGUGAUCGAGAACGAGACCGCGAAAGAAGGGAACAAGAAAGAGCUGCCGAAGAACGAGAGCGUGAUGGCAGACGUAUGGAACGUAUCUACGCAGGUAAUGCAGUAACCGCAGCGGCUGUUGCAGCUGCUGCAGGUGUCGCUGGGCCCCAUUACAUACGUGGCCCACCCGAUUCAGGACCACCGCGAUCGAUACCAGAUCGUGAAAGAGACCCAUACCACAGAGACCUAAGACAUCAAGGGCAACCGCCAACCGAUGCAACACUGUCCGCCCAGAACUUAAUAGAUGCAAUAGUUAUUCAACAAAUGAGCCAAAGGAGUACAGAGCCCGGCAGCAUGAGUGUCAAUCGCGAUUUGCCCAGAAGUGGAUUUUACAAUUCUCGUGACAUUGGUGCCCCACGACAUGCGUCCAAUGUGAUAUCCUCCUUACAGGCCGCGGAGAAUAAUGGCAAAUCCUCUUCGCCGAAUGUUAUUAAUAUUGAUUUGGACAACGAUCGGGCCAGUGUCGGAUCCUCUUCAUCGAGCGGUGUACCUGGCAGCAGUGUUCAACACGAAUCGACACAAAACGCCCGUAAUGUUCGCAACAGUGGACCACCACCACCCACAUCACAAGCUCCCCCUUCAUCACAAUCGUCGCAAAUGCGAACGAAAAAUAUAACUUUUGGCGAAUUGGCCGAAACCAUUAUAACGAACGACUACGGCACGGUUCCCAUGCAUUUCAGGCCUGCUCCACAUCCAGCCAAUUUUAUGCCCUAUAUGCAGGAUGCUCAGAGCAUAGUAACCCCGGAUAGAUGGAAAAUGAAUAGGCGUGUGCAAAAAGAUGCGGAAGCUGCUGCCGCCGCGGCUGCAUCAAAGGCGGGAUGUCCACCAAAUUCCCAAUCAAGCGUAAAUUCUAGUUCUGGCCCUGGCACGCCGACAAACAGUGGUGGACGUUCCACUACACCCGGUGAUGAUCGUAAUAUUAUACGAAUGCCCCAGGCGGUGAGUCCACGUAAAUAUCUGCCGGAUUUCAUGGCACAUGAAUACCAUUACCAACAACAACAGCAGCAGCAGCAGCAACAACAGCAUGGUGCCCCUCCACCGGGUGCAAGCCAUGGUUCGUCUCUGAUGAGGCAGUCGCCCUAUGAUUCAGGACCGGGCAGUUCGGCUGGUGGUUCAUCAUCCUCAGCGCCACCAUCACAGGUUGCGCAAAUUCACACAUUUGAUACCAUGAAGUAUGUGCAUGAUCGGAUACAGGUGGUAAUGCGAACAGAAGACGACCACCGGGCCGGUGGUGGUGGCGGCCCAGUGGCCAAUGAUCACGACCAUCGUCUCAAGGAUAGCCAUGAGCCACGUAAAACACCAAAUCAAUAUGAUGAGAGAGAUAGUGGAAGACAUUCGGCUAGCAGUGAUUCAUCGCAUCCCUCAAGUAAGGGCGGCGGUGCUGGAGGCGCUGGCAGUGGUGGAGCUGUUGCCUAUCAACAGACCCCUGUGACAACAUUUGCAGCCACAACCUAUGCGUAUCCCUACAGUGCGUUGAAUGUACCGAGCUCGGCCGGUGGUUUGCCGCCACCACCACAAAUGAGUCUUAAUGCAGCCCACCAAAUGCAAAGCAGCGCUGCAGCAUCGGCACACAAACAGCCAACACAUGUUUUGCAUAGCAGUGGCGGUGGGGUACAUGAUGCUGGACCCAAUUCGGUGGUAAGCACGACGUCCGGCGGCGGUGGUGGCGGCGGCCCCGGUGGUGGGCCUGGAGGCGCAUCAAAUGAACCCAAACCUUUGCUUUCGGCUCAGUACGAAGCCCUGAGCGAUGAAGAUUAGUUGUGACUUCAGGCGUCUGCUGUCGCCAAUGUUAGAUAUCAUCAUCAUCCCAAUCAGCAGACGCAUCAUCCUAAACAACAACAGCAGCAGCAGCAACAGCAACAUUACCAUGUGACAACCCAAGCCAAUAGUAGUAGAUAUAGUAGUGAUGAACAACAACAACAACAGCAGCAGCAGCAACAACAACACAAUCGUAUACGUAGUCACAAGCAGCCCCAAAUGCAACAACAGCAACAUUAUCAGCCGGCAACGCAACUCUUACACCCACAAGCGUCGUCUAAUCCACAACAACAGCAGCAGCAACAACAAUACUUUCAGCAACAGCGUACAGUGUAUAAAACCCACGACUUAACCAUUGAACAGCCGCCGCAUCCAUCCCAAAUGCAACAACAGCAACAUUAUUCUCACAACAUGCAACAUCCAUUGCCGCCACUGCAACAGCAACAACACUCAUUUAAUGGUAAUCUGAAAAAUAACAACAACCUCAAUGCAAACAAUAACAACAAUCGUUAUUUUUAAGACAAAACAAAAAAAGAACAACACUUUAAGAAACAACAACAGGAAUCGUGUAUAUGUGUGUUGUAAUUGGCUUAUUAUCACCAUAUAGAUAGAUAUUGAAACAGCAAACUACAUUUGAAAAAGAAAUUUAAACCAAUCCAUGUGCUUUGCAAAACUUAAAAUUGACUCGUAUUUUUUCAUUCAUUUUUUUUUAGUUACCUUUUCUACCUUUUCUAAAUAUAUACUGACAAGAUUCUUUAAAAACGCUUAUCAACAGCAAACAUAAAUGUAUAUUUUCUUAUUUUUAUUAAUUUUCAAUGACUUUCCUUAAAUUGUAAGUUUUCUUUUCGUUAAAACAAAAAACACAUAUAACACGCAGAAAGAAAGAAUUUUGUUUAUAAUUGAAAACUGUAAUAGUAAGGAAAAAUAGAGCAAAAAUGCAAUGAUUACAAAUUAUAUUUAAAUAUAAAUAUUUAUUAAACAAACUACAAAUAAAUUUCUUUAUGUAAAGUUGAAAAAACAAUGCACAAUGUAUUGGAUAAAUUAUUUCGAUACUUGUGUCAUCGUUUGUGUUCAAAAACUGGACACAUAUUCUGUGCAAAAUUUAGACCUUUACCGACAGUUGAGAAAUGAUGUUUUCUUAUGUGAAUGGUUUAUGUUUUUCGGUCAUUUCUUCUCUAAUAGAAUAUAUUUUCCGACGAUAAAAUUUGUGUUUAUAUAUAUUGUCGUAUUUAUUUUCAAUAUCAUUUCUUAUUAUUGUUAUAAAAUCAGAAAAGAGACGUUAAUUUCGGCGAAACAUAAAACAAAUAUUUUCAAGGAUUUUUUUUCGUUAGUUAUCAGAAUAAUGUUUUUUUAUCUAGAAAGUUUUUAAGAUCUUAUUUUCCUUUCCAUCUUUCAAGUUAAAAUUCGUGUGACUUAUAUUGGCCAAUACACAUGCACAGAAUUAGAAAAUUUGAUUUGUUUCUUUUGUUGGAUUUAUUUCGUAUUUAAAUUUAACAUUGAACCAAAUGAAAAGCAAGAAAAUUAAAUUAAAUGUUAAAAACUGUUGGCUGUUUUUAAAUAGAUAUAUAAUAUCACAUAAAUGGAUGGAUGUAAUGUUUUCUGUCACAUGAUAACAAAAAAAAAAAAAAAGCAACAAGUUCUUUUUUCACACAGACAUUUGUUGGAUGGUUGACCAAAUCUUGGUUUAUAGAAACGAAGGCGAACAUUAAUGUCACCAUUCAUAGAAAGAAAUGAAACCACUUUAACAAAAACUACCUAUUUUUACAAUGAAAUAAUACACACAUACAUAUAUACGGAAAAUCAAUAUAAACAUUAAAAUAUACCUAUAACAAAAACAACAACAAAACCGCUAAGACUAAUGCAUUACACCUCUUAACAGGAAAGUAAAAAAUUAAAAACAAAAACAAAAAAAAAAACAACAGAAUGCAAGUAAUGAAAAACCGACACUUAAAUAAUGUACAAUAUUAUAAUAAAGCAUACAAUAAAUAUAUACUAUACAGAUACAUAAUUAUAUAGUUUUUCAUAAUUAUAAAAUGAUAAAAGUUAAAAUAUAAAAAUAUUCUUGACAUACAAGCAAAAUGUUAAAGGAAUAUACAUUUGCAAAAUAAAAAAAAAAACAGACAAAAAAAUAUAUAUAAAAAAUACUACACACUGUAAAAUUCAGUUGAAAAGUAACUUUUAUGCUGCAUAUACAACAAAUUAAAUUAAACUAAUAAUAAACAGUGUUUUCUUUCAUUUUAAGUCAAUACUAUAAGAUUUAAUGAAACAAAUAUAUAAAUAUUAUAAUAUAAUUAUAUAUAUACAUACAAUUACAAAAUAACCUUAUACAGAAAAUAUAUAGAUAUUUAAAAUAUAAAAAACAACAACAACAACAACACUUUAACAAACAGAAAUGAUCUUUGCAUUACAAAAUCUUGUUUUUAAGUUCGUUUAAACUUUAAUUACUUGAGUAACAAAAAUUACAAAAAAAAUCUAAUGAAAAUAAAUAACAAAAAUUUAGUUUGUAAUUUUGCCUUAAGUUCUAAGCUUAAACAUAAAACAAAACAAAAAAAUAAAAAAUUCUAAAAAAAAAACAAUUCAAGUAAAAUCUGUCAAGAUAUAAGAGAACCAUGUAUAAAAAUUCAGAAUAGUUAUUUAGUUUAUAAAUAAUUGAUAAAAAAUAAAACAAAAACAAACAAAAAAAUAAAAACAUUGCAAAACCUAUAAAUAUAAAAGUAAUGAAAAUAUUAGCUUAAUAUAAUAUUAUUAUUUCUAACAUUAAAAGAAAUUCAUUAUUUUCUAAUAAAAGAAUUGUUCCCUUCGAUUUUUUAUAUAUAUAUUUAAAAAAAAAUAAUAAUUCAUCAAACUAUUUAAAACACAACAAGAAGUAAUAAUAACAAAUUUAAAUAAAACUGUGUUUUUGUAAUUAUAUUUAAUAAUAACUGUCCUUCCCCUUCUUAUAACUCGAAGCUAAACGUAAGAAACAAAAAAAUAUAAAUUUGAUUUAAAUUGUUUUUUUAAGAAUUGUAAUUUUUUUAGGUUAUAACUAUUAUUUUUAUUAUUAAUAAUUCUUUUUUACCUACUACCUAAGUAGCAGAACCAGAUACAACUGAUGCUUUAUGACUUCUAUUACACAUAAAAUAAAUGAACAAUUUUCAAUAAAA
This is a messenger RNA of Musca domestica (house fly), 14664 nucleotides long. RefSeq lists its product as uncharacterized. Gene Ontology annotation, biological process: regulation of transcription by RNA polymerase II. The transcript has 9 exons. The record is from RefSeq and is a predicted model, not a curated record. Bases 1343 to 11521 code for a protein of 3392 amino acids. Lineage: Eukaryota; Metazoa; Arthropoda; Insecta; Diptera; Muscidae.